Molecule: messenger RNA, 1863 nt
Organism: Thamnophis elegans (Western terrestrial garter snake)
Lineage: Eukaryota; Metazoa; Chordata; Lepidosauria; Squamata; Natricidae
Gene: PSRC1
Product: proline and serine rich coiled-coil 1
Exons: 7
Coding region: 32-1330 (432 amino acids)
Cellular component (GO): microtubule cytoskeleton
Molecular function (GO): microtubule binding
Source: RefSeq, a predicted model, not a curated record
UAGUAGUAUCCUGAGAUGUUUGCUAGAAAGCAUGGAGUCAUCAAAGGAUAUAAAAUUUAUUAUUGAUGAGACACUAGAUUUUGAUCCAUUUUCUCCAUUGGAUUGCACUUACUGCUGCUAUAGACAAGAAGAGGGAGAGUCUGUAACUUGUCCCCUUGAAGUCAGUGACAAGAGCGUGGCACAAGCAGUUGAUUUGAACAUCUUGUUGGAGGAGAAUGGUGGAAGGACCAAAGAAUCAACUUCCCAGUGGAGUCCUCUGACUCCAAUGAAGCUGGAGGAGGUCAUGAAAGAAGCUAACCAGCUGGCUAUGCAGCUUGAGAAAUGUCAGCUUCUGGAAAAGAAGAUCAGUUCUGAAACAAAGCUUGAGACAGUUCUAGAACAUGAGCUUCUACCCCCAAUCAGGUUUUUGUGUGCAGAGACUGAGGAUCCCAAGAAGUCCCGGAGAAAGACUUUCAAUGUGAAGAACAGCCCUUUGAAACCUCUGCUCCCAACAGUGGAACCAGUUAUCUGCUUGGCUCAAGGUUCCCCCAAAGCUCCAUUUUCCGAAGGUAAAAUUCCUUCUUCCCGCCUGGUGGACUUGCCUAGUGCCAGAAGACAUCAAAAUACAUCUUAUGUUUGCAGCACUGAUGUUCCCCAAGCUAAGCUCUCUGAACCCAAGGCCUUGAUGACAAUGACAUCCAGCAAUAAAAAGCAUCAGGCAACCAUCAGGAACAAUGGGAGAGAGAAACGACUCGUCCUCCCCACUACCACCAAAGGCCAGCAGCCAUUGCUGCAUGUGAAACCUCUCCCUCAAACCAGCAAAAGGAAAAUGCAGAGGAAGACAGAAACUUCUGCUAAAAAUAAUCCUGAUCAAGGCCCACAGGCUUCCUCUAAACAAGGGACAGUGCUUGCUGCACAAGUGAAAAGAAAGCCAAAUCCUCAGAUGUGUCUCCAGCGAACCAGCCCUAUGAAAAAACUUCCAGUUGCUCCAGAAAAGAUGGCACAUCUCCAGAAGACAAAUGCAAGUCAAGUGAAAACUAUGGGAAGCAACGGCCCCAAAAGACAAGCCACCUCCAAGCCUCGUGGUGGUUCUGGUGAGAUUCAAACAAGACACACUCCAAGCCAACUCCCAAUGCCAACCAAUCAUACUGCUUCUGUUUCAGGUAGAUUUACAGUUCCUGGGAAAUCCAGCCAGAUUAAACCAGUGAGUUCAGAAACAUCUGGUGGACAGAGAUCCACUAAACCAAUCGCUGGGGUUGGGAAGAAAGCUGCAUGUCAGAAGUCAAUCCCUCUGGGCACUUUUCAGAACAGCAGGCUGAGACUGCCAAAGACUUCUAGCAAUUCAAAAUGAGGGGAUGGAUCCCUGGGAUUUGAAGUGCCCUACCUCACCAUGUAAGUGUCCUACCUCACCAGUGUCAAUGGAAAAACAUUGAGUCUCUAAGACAGUUUGUGGGGAGAAAGUCAACCCACCAGGGGUGGGAUUCAUUUACCUUCCCUACCAGUUUGCAAAUGUGAGCACAUGCGCCGUGUCUGCACAUGCACACCGCUUUCUGCACACACACAGUGUUCACGCAUUGUCAGGGCGAGUGGGCGGAGCCUCCUGCAGCCACCGCUACUGGUUCGCCUGAACUGGAGAGAACCAGCUAAAUACUACCUCUGCAACCCACGUAUUAGUGGGAGAUUAUCUGCAGUGCUCAUUGGUUGAAUGAUCUGGAUACUAAACUUGUGUGGAUCCAAUGACUAGCAGCCAAAAAACUAUCCACAUUGUUUACAGAAACAAAAUCCCAAUCCUCAGAUUUAAAAAAGUACAUUAUUGAUUGGUCUAAAUAACGGAAUAGAUUUAAGGUAUAUGCAAAAAGUACAACACAGGUAGUCCUCGACUCA